CAUACCUUUGGUCUUCCCCGAGGAAGACUGUGUUUUGGCCGUUCUUGUUGUAAAAUUUCUUUACUGUUUUUUUGGUUCAUAAUUCACAGGAGGGCAAACUUAGCAUACUAAUAAUGUGGUGGAACAAAAAUAUUACUACGUCAAAACUGGAGGUCAAGCGCUAAUUUAAUUCUUCACUGUUUCGAAAAGUACAAAGCUUUGUGGGACUCAAAUCCGAGCCUGACCUGAAUCGUGCGCCAUAAGGUUUGAGAAAGCUCCCGUGAAAGGAGUUGCUUGAGAGAAUCGGACGCGAGACCGCAAAACCCUUAAAACUUAUCGGAAUUUAUGAAGGGAACUCGCGGCGAUGUAAUAUGACUUUCUUUUAAUGCUCAAGUCUCUGACGACAAAAUGAAAAGGAACUCCGCGCCUCUCGUCAUGUGAGCUAUUCAAACCCUGCGGUCACGAAGAUGACGGGCGCCUCCGGUAAGGAUAUGUCAGCGUUUGACUUCGAUUUCAACGAUUGCCCAGUAAAUUGGGGGAGAAAUGGUUCCUUCCGUGACAAGAACCCCAGAAACCCUAACAAGACAGUUACUAAGGAUGACUUCAUGAGAUGCUUUUCCAGAAAAAGUAGUAUACAUCUGAUGGAGACAAAUGAUGAGCUUAAUUCAGAAUAUGUGUGUUACCAACAAGGAGAAAUAACAGAAAGCAAUGCUGAUGACCACACUGAAAGUCUAGCAGAUUAUAGAGGUCUCGAUGAAGAUGCACCAGUUAACAAUGAUGAAGGGAAGCAAAUGACUAGUAGCACUCAUGAUCAUUCAGGAGAAGAGCAAGUUGACUUAAUUUCAGAGGAUGAAGGUCAUUCUGAAAGGAGGUUUUGCACAUCAAAUGCCAUGUCUGAAGCCUCAGAUGAUGAAGGUGCCUCAGAACACUCAUAUGAAGAUACCUCUCACAAUUCGGAUGAAUAUGAAAAUACGGGAAGUGAAGAUAUGGAGAUUUAUAUUAAUCCAGAGUUUGGUCUCUUUGGAGAUGUUACUUUCUUGGCACCCCGGUUAAUAUUUUCAGCAGAAGGGAUCAAACUUGAGAUUGUUGACCAUAAAUCGUCUUUGGAUGAGGUCAAUGCUUUUCAAUGGAACAUAUUUGAUGUAGAAUAUCUGAAGACUUACUGGCUUUCUGGAGUCAAUGUUGCUGUGGCAAUCCUUGAUCUUAAAAAGGGCUGCAAUAAUGAACUGGAGACAUUCUUCAGAGUGACUGGUACGUCUGUGUUGUUUGCAUUUAAUGACGCAAGUUGGCUUGAACAAUUCCAACACAUUGUGUCCCUAAAUGAUGCAUAUGGUGCUAUUUGGAAAUCUCUGGACGGGAGCAUAUUUCGGAAUGAGGACAUUAUAUUUGAAUUACUUCCCAGAAAUCUUUCUUUUGCUAUUGAAGAUCAGGAUUUUGGAAGGUUUGAGGAAACGUUUUGUGAAUUUGUUUUCCCUAAAGGAGAUCCAGAUGCUGUUGCAAUUAGUGGAAGAGACAUUGUGCUUCUACAACCAGAAACAUUCAUCAAUGACACAUUAAUAGAUUUUUAUAUCAAGUAUCUGCAGUCUACAAUCUCUUAUGAAAAGAGAGAUGCUUGUCACUUCUUUAACAGCUUUUUUUUUCGUAAGCUAGCUGAUUUGGAUAAGGCUCCAGAUACUGAGGUAGUGAACCGACAGGCUUUCCAGCGUGUAAGAAAAUGGACUCGAAGAGUGAACUUGUUUGAGAAGGAUUAUAUUUUUAUACCUGUAAAUUACAGCUUACAUUGGAGUUUGAUUGUUAUUUGCAAUCCUGGGGCAGUUCUGGAAGAUGAAAAUCAUUCAAAAACACCAUGCAUAUUACACAUGGACUCACUUGGGAGCCACACAAGUCUCAGAAAGCUCAUCCAAAGUUACUUGUGGGAGGAAUGGCGUGAGAGACAUAUGGAGGAUGAAGCAAUGUUCAAUACUGCUCAUGAAAGAUUUUCAAAUAUGACAUUCAUUUCUGUAGAGGCACCUCAGCAAGAUAAUUGCUUUGAUUGUGGGCUUUUUCUGCUCCAUUAUGUUGAAAUGUUUCUAAGAGAUGCUCCAGCAAAGUUUAACCUUUUGGAAUUGAAGAGAAAAGUUUCCAAAUUUCUUAGCAGGGAUUGGUUUUUACCAGCCGAGGCUUCUUUGUUAAAGCGUUUCUAUAUAAGAAAGCUCAUCCACCAAUUAUCUAAACAAUACUCUGGCAUUGGCUCCAUACCAGGCUAUGGGGCAAAUCAUCAGCUUUAUGAGCAAGGACAAAGAGAUACAGGGACAAGUCAGGAAGUAGAAUGUGUUUUGGAAGAGUGUGUACCUAACCAAGCAUGUACUGAAAGUCUUCUGUUUGGUAAAGUAAAUGAACUUUCUCUAGGUCAUACAGAUGCAGAUGCUCAAACACUUUUAUGCCGGGCAGGUAAAACCACAACUGCGGAUAGUUUUGAGAAAGAUUUUGGGCUUGUUUGUGCUGAAUAUGGUGGAAUUGAAACAGAUAAUCACAUUGGUAAUGAAGAACAGUUUGGGUCAUUCCACUGUGAUAUCUUAUCACAACAGUUGAAAUCUACUCAGGAUAUGCCUCCUGAAAGCGGCACAAAUCAAUUAUCUUCUGACUUACUUUAUCAGUUUGUAACCAGUGACCAUGGACAAAGUGACAAAGAAACUGCAUAUUUUUCUGUACCUCCAGCAGUCCCGUCAGGAAUUCAGCGUGGUCUGAUGAAUAAUCAACACAGUCCCAAUACUAACCAGUUAGUUGAUAAUAACAAGGAACAUCCAGGAAGUUCUUCCAAGGGAUUUCUUUGCAAAGAGGGAUCAGAAUUCACAAGCUUGCCGACUGCGUCAGAGUCACCAUCUCAUAUCGGAAUAUGUACAGAGUCGAAUUAUGACACAAGACCAAGGAAGAAACUGAAGGCUCUGGAUGACACUGUAAUGCAUUCGGAAGAAAUUGAAAAAUCUACAACUAUAAUGCCUGAUGAAGAACUUGAAAAGUGUGCAAAUGAAAUGGACCUGAAGAAUGCUGAGGAGAUGAGCAUUUCAGUAGAGCCAAGAUUAGACUCUUAUAGUUUACUACUUGAGAAUAUGAUGGCUAGAGAUUCUGGAAACAAUGCAUCACACAAGGAUAUUGUGCUGAGUUUAGAGAAAGAAAAACCAGGAAAUACAAAGUUGCUCUCUUCUGACAAUGAUAAGAGUACAUUGUGGAAGCAGAUAUCAAAAUCUUUAUCAGAAGAGAAUUUUGAUUUGCAAAAUCUUGCAGAUGUGAGUAAUUGUGAGACAGUUGCUAGGAGUUGUGAAGAUCCUGGAAAGAGCAUCAAUAUCUCUUCUGUGCCUGUCCAAGCCGACCGACAGUCUCCUGACCAUGAUUAUGAUGCUGAUUUCACAUCACUAGAUAAAUGUAAACCUUCCUCAUCUAUGGAGGAUUGUGCCAGAUCUGCUGGCAACAUGCCAGAAAAUAGCGUUAUGGUGGUCAAUGAUCAGAAAUGUGAUGAUUCUGUCAGCAAGCCAAUUGAGAAUUUAAAUAAACUUGCAGACUCUAAUGAAAUAACUGAAAAUGUAGAUAAGUCUAUCAUUCUGGAAGAUAAAACAGAAAAUGAAGAUGUACAUACUGUAGUUGAUGAUUAUAAAUGUACAAAUAGUGUCAGCAGUACAAAUGAAAUAAAUGUUAAAUAUGUUGGUACGGAAGGGAGGCUCGAGUCUCCCCCAGAGUCUAUGCACAGUCCAAUCAUGACUCCUCAAAAUAAACAGAAGUUUCCUUUAGAGGGCUCUGCUGAAUGUUUAUCUUCUGAUUUCUCUUCUCCACCUCCAGAGUCAAUCAUAUCAAGAACUAGAAGUCAGAGAACACCAUCUACAGUAGCAAAGGGAAGAAAUCUUAAUGGUGUUAAAGGGUCUCCACAAGUCCUAGAACGCCCCAGAACUAGAAGUGUUACUAAGAACAUGAAUUCUUCAAACUCUGUUAGGGAAAAUCGAAGAAGAAAGUUGAGUAAUUCUAACUAUUGAAAGGGAGUUCCACUUUUCAAAUGUUUUGAUCACUCUUGUCAUUGUAACUAUAAUUUCAUUGUGCUAAUGAUUGAGAUCAUUUGGUAUGUCACUUUUUUGGACUAUAAGAUGUCUUGUGAUAUAUUGAAGAGAAAUGGAGGAAUGUCUGUACAGAUAACGGUCACAGAUCUUUCUCUCAAACAGGUUUGUACUAUGUGCAUCCUUCUCGUGCCUACAACUUUUGGACUUGUAUUCAGGCUUUAACAACUUCCAUUUUUUGCAUUUC
Messenger RNA from Cryptomeria japonica (Japanese cedar), 4248 nucleotides. RefSeq lists its product as uncharacterized. Gene Ontology annotation, biological process: proteolysis. The transcript has 18 exons. Gene Ontology annotation, molecular function: cysteine-type peptidase activity. Lineage: Eukaryota; Viridiplantae; Streptophyta; Pinopsida; Cupressales; Cupressaceae. Bases 447 to 3983 code for a protein of 1178 amino acids. The record is from RefSeq and is a predicted model, not a curated record.